CUGACCAUGGUCCCUGCCUGGCUGUGGCUCCUUUGCCUCUGCGUCACCCAGGUUUUCCCUGAGGCCCAGCCUGCAGAACUGCAUGUGGAAGUCCCUGAAAACUAUGGUGGAAAUUUCCCUUUGUACCUUAUCAAGCUGCCACUGCCCCGUGAGAAGGCUGAAGGUCGGGUUGUACUGUCAGGGGACUCAGAUAUGGCAGCUGAGGACCCCUUUGCUGUGGACCCAGAUUCUGGCUUCCUGACGGUGACCAGGGCCCUGGACAGAGAAGAACAGGCAGAAUAUCAGCUGCAGGUCACCCUGGAGACUGAGGAUGGACAUGUCUUGUGGGGUCCACAGCAUGUGAUUGUGCAUGUGAAGGAUGAAAAUGACCAGGUGCCCCAAUUCUCCCAGGCCAUCUACAGAGCUCAACUGAGUCAGGGUACCAGGCCUGGUGUCCCCUUCCUCUUCCUUGAGGCUUCAGAUGGGGAUGCACCAGGAACAGCGAACUCAGAUCUUCGAUUCUGGAUCCUGAACCAGGCUCCAGCCCAGCCUUCGCCAGACAUGUUCCAGUUGGAGCCUCAACUGGGGGCUCUGGCUCUCAGUCCUGAGGGGAACACCAGUCUAGACCAUGCCCUGGAGGGGCCCUACCAGCUGUUGGUACAGGUCAAGGACAUGGGUGACCAAGCCUCAGGCCACCAGGCCACAGCCACCAUAGAGAUCUCCAUAGUAGAGAACACCUGGGUGCCCCUAGGACCUAUAUACCUGGCAGAGAAUCUUGAAGUCCUGUACCCACACUACAUUGCCCAGGCACGUUGGAGUGGAGGGGGUGUGCGCUAUCACCUGGAGAGCCAGCCCCCUGGGCCCUUCAAAGUGGACACAGAGGGGAAACUCUACGUGACCAGGGAGCUGGACCGAGAGGCCCAGGCUGAGUUUGUGCUCCAGGUGCGGGCUCAGAAUUCCCGUGGAGAGGACUACACAGCGCCUCUGGAGUUACACGUGGUGGUGAUGGAUGAGAACGACAACAGACCCGUCUGCCUCCCACAUGGGCCCUCAGUCAGCAUCCCCGAACUCAGCCCCCCAGGCACUGAAGUGACUAGGUUGUCGGCAGAGGACGCAGAUGCCCCUGGCUCUCCCAAUUCCUACGUUGUGUAUCAGCUGCUCAGUCCUGAACCUGUGGAGGGGGCUGAGGGGAGACUCUUUGAGCUGGAUCCUACUUCAGGCUCUGUGACUCUGGGAACUGCUCCACUCCAAGCCAGCCAGAACAUUCUGCUUCAGGUGCUAGCCACUGACCUAGCAGGAGCAGAGGGUGGCCUCAGCAGCACGUGUGAGAUUGCAGUUAUAAUCACAGACAUCAAUGACCACGCCCCUGAGUUUACCGCCUCCCAGAUUGGGCCUAUAAACCUCCCUGAGGAUGUCGAGCCUGGGACUUUGGUAGCCACUCUCAUGGCCACUGAUGCUGACCUUGAGCCUGCCUUCCGCCUCAUGGACUUUGCCAUUGAAGCAGGAAACGUGGAAGGGAUAUUCGGCCUGGAUUGGGAGCCAGACUCUGGUCAUGUGCAACUCAGACUCCGCAAGAACCUCAGUUAUGAGGCAGCUCCCCAUCACAAGGUAGUGGUGGUAGUGCGGAACGUGAAAGAACUGGUGGGCCCAGGCCCAGGCCCUGGAUCCACAGCCACAGUGACCGUGCUGGUGGAGAGAGUGAUACCACCCCCCAAGUUGGACCAGGAAAGCUACGAGGCCAGGAUCCCAGUCAGCACCCCAGCUGGCUCGCUGCUGCUGACCAUCCAGCCCUCAGACCCUAGGAGCAGAGCCCUCAGGUUCUCCCUGGUCAAUGACUCAGAGGGCUGGCUAUCCAUCAAGGAAUUCUCUGGGGAAGUGCACACGGCCAAGUCCCUGCAUGGCACCGGGCCUGAGGACUCAUAUACAGUGCUUGUGGAGGCCCAGGAUGCAGAUGAGCCAGGACUGAGUACCUCUGCCACCCUCGUGAUCCACUUCCUAAAGGCCCCUCCUGCCCCCACCCCGGCUCUGGCCCUUGUACCUGCUCGGCACCUCUGCACACCACGCCAGGACUAUGGUGUGCUCAUCACCAGUGAGGACCCUGACCUGGCCAGUGGGCAUGGUCCCUACAGCUUUGCCCUUGGUCCCAAUCCCACGGUGCAGCGAGAUUGGCGCCUCCAGCCUCUCAAUGGUUCCCAUGCCUACCUCACCCUGGCCCUGCAUUGGGUAGAGCCACGAGAACACACAGUCCCUGUGAUUGUCAGCCACAAUGCCCGGAUGUGGCAGCUCCUGGUUCGAGUGAUUGUGUGUCGCUGCAAUGUGGAGGGGCAGUGCAUGCGCAAGGUGGGCCGCAUGAAGGGCAUGCCCACGAAGCUGUCAGCAGUUGGCAUCCUUGUGGGCACCCUAGCAGCAAUAGGCUUCUUCCUCAUCCUCAUCUUCACCCACCUGGCCCUGGCGAGGAAGAAGGACCUGGAUCAGCCAGCAGACAGUGUGCCCCUGAAGCCAGCCGUCUGAGGGACCCAGGAAGCUCCAGCUGGAAGUGUUGGCCUCUGACUCCAUCUGAACCCACUGGGAAAGGUUCCAGUACCCAAGGUCCAGUGGAAAUGAGGACAGAGUAAAAGCCCUUAAACCCUCCUGGGCAGAGGCACUGUUACCUGACAAGUCCCCAGAGCCUGGACACUGACUUUAAUGGGUUAUCCAUGGGAGUACUCCAAAUGGCAGCUUGUUGUCCAAUAAUAAAGCCUC
Messenger RNA from Ictidomys tridecemlineatus (thirteen-lined ground squirrel), 2721 nucleotides. RefSeq names its product cadherin 16 (gene Cdh16). Gene Ontology annotation, cellular component: plasma membrane; catenin complex; adherens junction. Gene Ontology annotation, biological process: cell morphogenesis; multicellular organism development; cell-cell adhesion mediated by cadherin. Gene Ontology annotation, molecular function: beta-catenin binding; calcium ion binding; cadherin binding. NCBI's taxonomy places the organism in Eukaryota, Metazoa, Chordata, Mammalia, Rodentia, Sciuridae. The record is from RefSeq and is a predicted model, not a curated record.